AGAGGGAGAAAAUGAGCGUCCAAUUGGAUAUUUCAAAACUGGCCCCGAACAGCAGCACUGAUAAACGAGCGGCAAUUGGCACCUCCCGCCAACCCAAGCAAGGGUUUAAGCUCCUCUUUUCUGCACAGUCCCGUAAACCCUAUUUUCUCCCCAAAUCUUCUUUAGUUCAUUCUUCUAUCUUCUCCAAUCUAAACCCUAAGGUUCCAAAUCACGCCCCAGGAAAAUGAGUUUCGCAGCCUAUAAGAUGAUGCACUGGCCCACCGGCAUCGAGAACUGCGCGUCCGGCUACAUUACCCACUGCCGCGCGGACUUCACGCCACAAAUCCCGUUAAUGCAGACUGACGAUCUCGACUCCGAGUGUCAUCCAAGCGCGGUAUUUCCCGUUCCUAACCUAGUCGUAACCGCAGCUAACGUCCUCGAAAUUUACGUGGUUAGGGUGCAGGAAGAAGGCAGCCGAGACUCCAGGAAUCCUGCAGAGAUGAAACGCGGUGGGGUGAUGGAUGGUGUUUCAGGGGCCUCUCUCGAGCUUGUUUGCCACAACAGAUUGCACGGUAACGUUGUGUCAAUGGUUGUACUAUCUGUAGGAGGUGGUGAUGGUUCUAGGAGAAGAGAUUCUAUUAUCUUGGCCUUUCAAGACGCAAAAAUUUCUGUCCUGGAGUUCGACGAUUCUAUUCAUGGCCUUCGUACAAGCUCUAUGCAUUGUUUUGAGGGUCCAGAAUGGAUACAUUUGAAAAGAGGCAGAGAAUCCUUUGCAAGAGGCCCAUUGGUAAAGGUGGAUCCACAAGGCAGGUGUGGAGGCGUUCUUGUUUAUGAUUUGCAAAUGAUAAUACUUAAGGCUGCCCAGGCUGGUUCUGGUUUGGUUGGAGAUGACGAUCCUUUUGGUUCUGGAGGAGCAAUUUCUGCUCGUAUUGAGUCAUCUUACAUAAUCAAUUUACGGGAUUUGGAAAUGAAGCAUGUAAAGGAUUUCAUAUUUGUGCAUGGUUAUAUUGAACCUGUGAUGGUCAUUCUUCAUGAGAGGGAGCUUACUUGGGCUGGUCGUGUUGCAUGGAAGCACCAUACUUGCAUGGUUUCUGCACUUAGUAUCAGCACAACUUUAAAACAACACCCCCUAAUAUGGUCUGCUGCUAAUCUUCCACAAGAUGCUUACAAACUACUUGCAGUUCCAUCUCCAAUUGGUGGUGUUCUUGUGAUAAGUGCCAAUUCAAUUCACUAUCAUAGUCAGUCUGCUUCUUGUGCAUUGGCUUUGAACAGUUUUGCUGUUUCAAUUGAUGGCAGUCAAGACCUGCCAAGAUCAAGUUUCAGUGUGGAACUUGAUGCUGCCAAUGCUACAUGGUUACUAAAUGAUGUAGCUUUGCUAUCAACAAAGAUGGGGGAAUUGCUACUGCUAACACUAAUUUAUGAUGGGCGGGUUGUGCAGAGGCUUGAUCUUUCUAAGUCAAAAGCUUCAGUUCUAACUUCGGAUAUUACAACAAUAGGAAAUUCCUUGUUUUUUCUGGGUAGCCGCUUGGGUGACAGUUUGCUUGUGCAAUUUACUCGUGGCUCAGGCACCUCAAUGAUGUCUUCCAGUCUGAAGGAUGAGAAUGGAGACAUUGAAGGUGAUGGUCCUUUAUCAAAACGUUUGCGGAGGUCAUCUUCUGAUGCUUUGCAAGAUAUGAUUGGUGAAGAGCUAUCCUUGUAUGGUUCAGCCCCAAAUAAUUCCGAGUCAGCACAGAAGACUUUCUCAUUUGCAGUAAGAGAUUCAUUUGUUAACAUCGGUCCAUUGAAAGACUUCGCUUAUGGCCUGAGGAUUAAUGCUGAUCCAAAUGCAACUGGAGUUGCUAAACAAAGUAACUAUGAACUGGUCUGCUGUUCUGGUCAUGGGAAGAAUGGUGCUCUCUGCAUUCUUCGCCAGUCAAUUCGCCCAGAAAUGAUUACUGAGGUUGAACUUCCUGGUUGCAAGGGAAUGUGGACAGUUUACCACAAGAACACACGUGGUCAUAAUGCUGAUUCUUCUAAAAUGGCUGCAGAGGAGGAUGAGUAUCAUGCUUAUUUGAUUAUCAGCUUAGAGGCUCGGACCAUGGUACUUGAAACAGCUGAUCUUUUAACAGAAGUUACUGAAAGUGUCGACUAUUAUGUCCAAGGAAGAACAAUUGCUGCUGGGAAUUUGUUUGGAAGGCGUCGUGUUAUCCAGGUGUUUGAGCAUGGUGCUCGGGUUCUUGAUGGUUCUUUUAUGACUCAGGAUUUAAGCUUUGGAGCUUCUAAUUCUGAUAGUAAUACCAGUUCGGAAAACUCCACAGUGUCCUCUGUUUCAAUUGCUGAUCCCUAUGCGUUACUGAAAAUGAUUGAUGGAAGCCUCAGGCUGCUUGUUGGAGAUCCUUCUACUUGCACCAUUUCUAUAAAUACACUAGCUGCCCUUGAGGGCUCAAACAAAUUAGUGUCAGCGUGCGCUUUGUACCAUGAUAAAGGACCAGAGCCAUGGUUACGCAAGGCCAGUACUGAUGCAUGGCUUUCUACUGGCAUCAGUGAGGCCAUUGAUGGUGCUGAUUGCGGCCCUCAUGACCAGGGUGACAUAUACUGCAUUGUUUGUUAUGAAAGUGGUGCCCUUGAAAUAUUUGAUGUGCCAAAUUUCAACUGUGUUUUCUCUGUGAAUAAAUUCAUGUGUGGAAGAAGUCACCUUCUUGAUAGAAAUACCCAAGAUCCUUGCAAGGAUUUACAGAGAGGAACUAGCAAUAUCUCUGAAGAAGUCAAUGCCUCUGGCAGGAAAGAAACUAUGCAAAAUAUGAAGGUUGUUGAAUUAGCCAUGCAGAGAUGGUCUGGACAGCAUAGUCGCCCUUUUCUGUUUGGAAUAUUGACUGAUGGGACAAUUCUUUGUUACCAUGCUUACCUAUUUGAGGGUUCAGACAAUGCUUCUAAAGUUGAGGACUCUGUUUCCAUGACUUCUAGUUCUAGGCUUAAGAAUUUGAGAUUUGUUCGCAUUCCCUUGGAUACAUACACUAGGGAGGAGAUGUCAAAUGAGACUGCAUGCCAAAGGUUUACCAUGUUCAAGAAUAUUAGUGGUCAUCAAGGGUUUUUCCUUUCUGGGUCAAGACCAGUUUGGUGCAUGGUCUUCAGGGAACGGCUCCGAUUUCAUCCACAGCUAUGUGAUGGAUCUAUUGCGGCAUUCACAGUUCUUCACAAUGUGAACUGUAAUCACGGGUUCAUCUAUGUUACAUCACAGGGCAUUCUGAAGAUUUGUCAAUUGCCAUCCAUAUCAAACUAUGAUAAUUAUUGGCCUGUGCAAAAGGUUCCUUUGAAAGGCACUCCACAUCAAGUCACCUACUUCGCUGACAAGAACUUGUAUCCGCUUAUAGUUUCAGUUCCGGUGAACAAGCCGCUGAAUCAAGUUCUUUCAUCGCUGGUUGAUCAAGAAGCUGGUCAGCAGAUUGAUAGUCAUAAUUUGAGCUCUGAUGAACUUCAUCGCACAUACAGUAUUGACGAAUUUGAGGUUCGGCUCUUGGAACCCGAAAAAUCUGGUGGCGUUUGGGAAACUAAAGCUACAAUUCCUAUGCAAAGCUCAGAAAAUGCACUGACUGUGAGAGUGGUAACACUACUUAAUACCAUCACAAAGGAGAAUGAAACCCUGUUGGCUAUUGGAACUGCUUAUGUGCAAGGAGAGGAUGUUGCAGCAAGGGGACGCGUAAUUUUGUUUUCAGUUGGAAGAAAUAAUGAUAAUACUCAAAUUUCGGUUGCAGAAGUUUACUCGAAGGAAUUGAAGGGUGCUAUAUCUGCUUUAGCCUCAAUUCAAGGCCAUCUACUGAUAGCAUCUGGUCCAAAAAUUAUUUUGCACAAGUGGAAUGGCACUGAAUUGAAUGGUGUUGCAUUUUUUGAUGCUCCACCAUUAUAUGUUGUGAGCCUGAAUAUUGUAAGUGUUUUCUUUUCCAGUUUAAUUAAAGUGUUACUUUCUUAGCAAUGAGUAUAUGUACUUAUUUGUUCUGAAUUCGUUUCCAAUCUUCAAUUGUCGCAUCAAAUAUUUUCAUGUAAUCAUCAUGUCUAGUUGGGGAAUGCUGCCUCAUGCUGAUAUUUUUGGUAAUCUGUGUUUUGGCUCUUUUGUUCCACCAAUUUAUUUGCUGAUGUCUUGCCUGAAAAAGCACCACAUCUAGUGGUCACAUGUUUUGCAGGAAAGUUCUGGAGUGCCUCACAUGUUAGAGUGAAAAUUUUAAGUUAUUGUUUUCUGGUAACAUGUUUAGCAAUUUGAAAAAUGAUGAACAAAGAAACCUAUAAUGGAACUGUACGAUAAUGCAUUUACAUAAGUUGGAUUCAAUAUGGCCUUUUGUAAGAGGUCAAAUUUAUUUAAUGUCA
Messenger RNA from Carica papaya (papaya), 4317 nucleotides. Lineage: Eukaryota; Viridiplantae; Streptophyta; Magnoliopsida; Brassicales; Caricaceae. The record is from RefSeq and is a predicted model, not a curated record.